Messenger RNA from Camelina sativa (false flax), 1305 nucleotides. NCBI's taxonomy places the organism in Eukaryota, Viridiplantae, Streptophyta, Magnoliopsida, Brassicales, Brassicaceae. The record is from RefSeq and is a predicted model, not a curated record.
AAGUUCAUGUAGGUGUCUGUGAUGUUUAAGUGGUGAUUUGUGAUUUGUGCUUUGUCCGUUGGAUUCGCAACCUACUACAAGUACAAACCUAACGAUGUUAUUAUAAGUACUGAAACUAUAAUUCAUCGCAGCCGUGUUUUUUCGAAACCUACAAACAAUGAUGUCGGAUCUUUCUGGGGGCUUGGUAACAGAGAUAUUUGGAGAAGAAGUGCCGGCGGCAAGUAAUCAGUUUCUGGGGUUCAUGAUGAUGGAUAAUAGGGUUUGUUCCUUGAGAUCCAAUCUCCAAGGAAUCCGCAACGACAAGGAAGGAGGAGACUUGGUUGAUCCGUUUGUAGUAAACCAAGUAAGUGUACUUGACCAAAUCGAGGUAUCUAAAGUCUUUCACAGUGACUGUUUAUUGUUAUGCGUUCUCAAGGACAACUCGAGGCUCUUGGUAUGGAAUCCCUAUUUAGGGCAAACGAGAUGGAUCCAACAGAGAGACAGUUUCCACAGGUUAGAUAAUUAUGCUAUCGGUUAUGACAACAAGAACCGUAACCACAAAGUCUUGAGGUUUGUUGAUUAUUACCUCGAAGAGCUUGUUUUUGGGUUCGAAAUCUACGAUUUUAGCUCUAACUCAUGGAGGGUUCUUGAUGUCACUCCCGACUGGAAUAUUGAGUUUUUUCAACGAGGCGUGUCUUUGAAGGAGGGAAACAGUUACUUUUACGCUCAAGAGAAGCUAAUGCCGCCAGAAGAGGGAAUCGAGUCGGACGAAGUAGAUACAACAGACCUUCCAGUUUUUCUACUCUGUUUUGAUUUCACAGCAGAGAGGUUUGGGACGCGUCUUCCUCUGCCGUUUCACUCUCAUGAUGAAGAGACUGUGUCUCUAUCUUGUGUCAGACAAGAGCAGCUCGCCGUGUUAUAUCAACACUAUGACAGGUGCUUGGAGAUUUGGAUCACCACUAAGAUCGAGCCUAGUGCCGUGUCUUGGAGCAUGUUUUUAAAAGUGGAUAUGGGACCACUCACUGGCUUUAAGUUUGAUGUUGAAGCUGCGAGUUUCCUCAUUGACGAGGACAAAAGAGUCGCCGUGGUUUUCGAUCUUGACGGAUAUGAACAAACCGAGACUUGUCGCUACCAAACAGCUCACAUCAUUGGACAAAAUGGAGGAGGAUACUUCAAGUCUGUGAAUAUCAGAGAAGCUCCCAAUGUGGGAAAACCUGACAGAUAUGGACAUACUUUCCGUAGAUAUUGUGUCCCACUUGUGUGCCCUUCUUAUGUUCCAAGUUUAGUACAGUUAGAUUAGUUUAUCUUUUUUCAGUUAGACAAACG